Molecule: messenger RNA, 3281 nt
Organism: Polistes canadensis
Lineage: Eukaryota; Metazoa; Arthropoda; Insecta; Hymenoptera; Vespidae
Gene: CCAP-R
Product: cardioacceleratory peptide receptor-like
Exons: 8
Coding region: 648-1889 (413 amino acids)
Biological process (GO): G protein-coupled receptor signaling pathway
Cellular component (GO): membrane
Molecular function (GO): vasopressin receptor activity
Source: RefSeq, a predicted model, not a curated record
AGUAGAUGAAGUUUGGUGGUUGGUAAAAAGAAAGAGGAAUAAUCACUAGGAUUCUUCUUCUUUAGUCGUUCAUUCUCCCAAACCUCCCUCCCACCCUUUUUCGAUGCUCUUGCUUUCCCACCAACUCGUUUCCUCGUUCACUAGCGUGCGCGCGAAUUCAGUCAUCGUCGGCUAUCUUUUGAAGCGACUACUCUCACCGUUCUUCUCUUCCUUCAGUCGCGUUUCGCGUUUCGUACGAGCUAGUAAUCCCACGUAUACCUGGCAUGAUGUAGAUUUUCGAUUAAACAAAAACAAUGCAGAAAAUAUAUUUACAAAAAGACUGUGUUACAUUUGUGUAUGUGCGCGCAUAUAUUCAUAGAAUUAUUUGUACGUUUUAUUUGAAAGAUGCUUCAAAAGAGGAUUAUUUAUUCGAAGAAAGAGGAAAGAAAGGUGUCGCGAACUUUAUUAUUCAAAUCGAAUGAAAAUGAAGAUAAAAGAAGAGUGAUCGAGAAAGAAUUUUCAUGAAGAUGUUCGCGAGAUUUUUGUCUAAUACAAAAUUUCAAGGAUAUACAACACGUUGAAGAAUUAAUAAUUCUGGACAAAAUAGAGAAGGAAAUAGAAGGGAAAGAAACAAAAAAAGUAAGGAAGGAUAGAUAGGAUCCUACAAAAUGUCGGUAGUCGAUCAAAACAGAGAGCAAAGAAGUAAUCGAAAUCAAAGCGAUGACAUUGUUGUCGAUAUUGGCAAAAAUGCAACCGAUGGAAUAUUUCUAAUGCAGGAAUACUUCAAUAUAACUUCUCUGGACGUUAACGCCACCGAGGAGAUUGAUUCUUUUUAUUUUUACGAGACCGAACAAUUUACAGUACUGUGGUUACUAUUCGCUGUGAUCGUUGCUGGUAACACUGCUGUUCUAGCUGGUCUCUUGCUGGGAAAACGUCGAAAAUCUCGGAUGGAUUUUUUCAUCAAGCAACUGGCUUUCGCAGAUCUUUUAGUCGGUUUGAUAUCAGUUCUGACGGAUAUAAUUUGGAGAACUACAGUCACCUGGCAUGCUGGUAACAUUGCCUGCAAACUCAUCCGGUUUAUGCAAGCCGUCGUCACCUAUAGUUCUACCUAUGUAUUGGUUGCAUUAUCGAUCGACAGAUACGAUGCCAUUACUCGACCGAUGAACUUUUCAGGAAGUUGGUGGAGAGCUCGAGUGUUGGUGGUGGUUGCUUGGAGUCUCUCAGCACUCUUCAGCGUUCCCAUCAUUUUUCUCUACGAGGAGAAACGUAUACAAGGAAUGAAGCAAUGCUGGAUAGACUUGGGAUCACCGAUUCAAUGGAGGAUUUACAUGAGUUUGGUGAGCUUUACCCUGUUCAUAGCUCCCACCCUUAUAAUAGGAGGCUGUUAUAUGGUCAUCGUAGCAACGAUAUGGUCACAAGGAAGCGCAUUACGUCAGGGUCCAACUAGGGAUACCAGAAGAGCUUCGUCCAGGGGUCUUAUACCACGAGCAAAGAUCAAAACCGUUAAGAUGACCUUCGUCAUAGUGUUCGUAUUCAUACUUUGUUGGAGUCCAUACAUAAUCUUCGAUCUCCUACAAGUUUACGGACACGUACCAAAAACCCAGACGAACAUCGCAGUAGCUACUUUUAUACAAAGUCUAGCGCCAUUGAAUUCCGCUGCCAAUCCCAUCAUCUAUUGUCUUUUUAGCACGCCAUUCUGCAAAAAUGUACGGAACAUGCAGGCGAUUUCCUGGGUUUCGGGAUGGUGCACUGCAAAUCCACAUCACUGCUUUGGCACCGGUGGUGCUAAAACCACAAGUACGAGGACGACAGUGACGACGUCCCUGACGGCACAUUCAUCUCGUAAAAGUGGACCAGGGAUGCUGCACUCGACAACUUCGAGGAAGCACGUGAUGGUGUCAUUGGUUUAAAUUGUUUAAAAGAUCAACUGAGAGAAAGAGAAAUAAUAUUUCAAACUUUUAUUUUUACUUAUGUUUCUUUUUCUAACUCUCGAAGAAACUCCCGACAAAAUUCUUGAGCAGCCUACCUACUUGCAACCCACCAAUCAACCAAUUCUUUCGUUUACCCGAGCAAGCAAACUCGGCUUUACUUUAACAAUAAAUCACUUUAAGGCGUCUUUCAUUCUAAAGUAAAUACUCCUUUCGAUCUCUUUUUACAAAACUCUUCUAAAUAACUACUGUUAUAAAUAAUAAAUCACACCGAAGCUAUCUCAUCACAAUCAGUGCGAUAAUUAUUAUAAAUAUUACAAUUAAAAGAUUUUCUUUAACUUACAAUAUAAUAGAAAUGUUUUCCAUAACAAUAUUUAUUUCGUAAUUAUUUUUAAUUUUGUACCUUUCGAUAUCUCAUCGAGGAUAUAUCGAGAAAAGGUAUUUUUCUUUCGCAUCGUCAUUUAAAUUGUCUCUUUGAACGAGUACAGGUUUCGACCUACAUUUACGAGCGCUUUAAAGUUGAAAUUCUUGGAGAAAGGAAGCUAAUGAAGAAAAAAAUACAGAGAGGAGAAUCAUUAAAAAAAUAAUUGGUUCGCGAUUUCUCUCUUUAAAAUUAACAACAUUUUAAUGAACACGAUAGAAAUAAUUUGUAAUAAUAAAACUGUAUUGCUACGUUACUAUCAUACAUUAAUACGACCGUCUCUGUUUUACCUUGGCCGUACAAUUACAAACGUGCAUUUAUAUUGCUUUUACAAAAUUUUGAUCCUCGUACGAUCACAAAGUUCAUUUUUAUUCACCCUUCUAAAAUCGAAACUUGCUUAUUCCAAUUCUUUACAAUACAAAGAUAAAAUAAUAAAUGACGAUGUAAAUAAAUUUAAUGUAAGGAGAAUGAAAUAUUGUAGGUAAUUAAAAAAAGUAUCACGUAUACUUAAAGUGAGUGAAACGUAAAAUGUCUUGAAAAUAAGUACGAGGAAAGGGAAUAUUUCGCGAUUACAUGAUAUCUAUCAUAAAUAUAAAUAUAUACAGAUAGAAGAAAAUCGAUUUGAUAUUUCGCAGCAAACUCGUGGAAAUAAGAAAUCGACGUUUUCUUCGCUUUUUAUACAUAUAUAUAUGUAUGUAUCAGUGAAAUUCGAUGGAAAAUAAAAUUCUCGAAGGUAUAUACCAACGUGUACAUACACCUAUAUAUUUAUAUAUAUAAUAAAUAUAAAUUUACAUAAUAAUAAAAUAAUACUAUAUGUAAAGAAAAUUUCACAGCUUUGUGUCUCUCGAUGUAUCCCAUUAUUAUACAUACAUACAUACAUAUUUAUUCAUAAUUUAUAUAUCUCAAUUAAAAUAAUAAUUUAUUAUUAUGAAUGUAAUGGACUUUUCAUCGAC